Enterobius vermicularis (human pinworm) is the source of this 582-nucleotide messenger RNA. Lineage: Eukaryota; Metazoa; Nematoda; Chromadorea; Rhabditida; Oxyuridae. The record is from the annotation of a GenBank genome assembly.
AUGUGCUUUGAUGGGAAUUCUAAAAUACCAUUUCCCGAUUUCGUUGAUUUAAUUUCUCGAGACGCUGAAGCGCUUCCAGGUCCAAUUGCAUUUGGCCAUAAGUAUAUGACUGGUGGUGCAGGAGAAGGUACACAACAACUUCGUCCUGAAUCCAACUUUGAAGAACGUGAACAGGUCAAAAGCGAUAACGUUUUACCGGCAUAUUGUGAUCCACCAAAUCCAUGUCCAGUAGGCUACAGUGGCGCAGAUGGUUGUCUGGAGGAAUUCGAUAAUACAGCUGAAUUCUCAAAAGCAUAUCAGGAGAGCCAGACUUGUGCAUGCGACCAUGAACAUAUGUUCAGUUGUCCAGGAAAAGGUUUUGAAGAUCUAGAGGAAAAUAUUCAAAAAAUGCUGGACCAAAAUGGAUUUCACAAGAAUCUAAUUGCCAAAAAAUUCCACGAAAAAAGAGAAAAUUUUAUGGAACCACGCCGGAAACGUUCACUGUAUUUUGACAUGAAUGGAAUGCAUAAGCUGGAGAAUCCAUAUCUUCGCGGAGAAGUUCUAAAGACAGUAUCCAAAAAAGAUGGACGAAAUAUCAGAUAA